Molecule: messenger RNA, 2165 nt
Organism: Agrilus planipennis (emerald ash borer)
Lineage: Eukaryota; Metazoa; Arthropoda; Insecta; Coleoptera; Buprestidae
Gene: vri
Product: nuclear factor interleukin-3-regulated protein
Exons: 2
Coding region: 205-1476 (423 amino acids)
Biological process (GO): regulation of DNA-templated transcription; circadian rhythm
Cellular component (GO): nucleus
Molecular function (GO): DNA binding; DNA-binding transcription factor activity
Source: RefSeq, a predicted model, not a curated record
CAGAAAGGACGUGCCGAGAUGUGUUUCUAGUGCUAAACUUCCGACAGACAACAGUGUUAUUAAAUAUUGACUCUAUUAACUGUAUCGACGGUAGUAACAGUGAACUCCUAUUAGUGAACAGUACAUAGACAUUCGGUGGUUACACGCUUAGGUAUUACCAUUUUUUUUUAUUCGACGAAAAUUCACCACUCAUUUGCAUCUCCAAUGCCUGCCAUGCAUCCGGAUAAUGGGGUUAUCUUCUCAACAUCUCCAAAUGUUAUUAACCAGCGUAUAAUGGUUGCCGAAUUGAUGGGUCGCGGUCAGAGUGGGUCUCCUGUUAAUGGUGAAAUCCCUCACUUGAACUCAAGUAUGCCGGCUAGUCACGGCCACGAAAGCAUGAUGACAUCGUCGAAUCCUUCCCCGAACGGCGAUGGCUUUCAGAAUUACGGCAUGGCGUCACAAAUAAAACACAAAGAGCUCUUCAGUCAACGGAAGCAACGGGAGUUUAUCCCUGAUAGCAAGAAGGACGACAGUUACUGGGACAGGAGGCGACGUAACAAUGAAGCGGCCAAAAGAUCUCGCGAGAAAAGACGGUUUAACGAUAUGGUACUGGAACAACGAGUAGUUGAACUUACCAAAGAAAAUGCUAUUCUCAAGGCCCAGUUGGAGGCAAUACGGGAAGAAUUUGGAAUUUGCGGAGAGAACAUAGUCUGUUUAGAAAAAGUAAUGGCUAGCUUACCAACAAACGAACAAGUUCUCAGCAUAACAAAAAGACAGAAAUUGACCACUCCACCUGCGAUGCUUUUCAGUCGGCCGAAUCCCAGCCCAAUUCCCACAUCUGUGAUACAUCAGCCGGUCUUGGGCCCGUCGCCUCCACCACAAAUCCCUACGCACACAGUCCUCCACCAUCCUCCCCACCAUGAACCAUCGUACAGGGAUCACACAGAAUACAAUAUGUGCAACUUCCCGCCGUACCACACCUCACCUACUCAUUGUGACAACAGCAACAGUGCUUUAAAUCUCUCGAGGUCCCGAUCAAGAGCCCAAUCCCCUUACGAAGUGUCCAGUAAUUCCGGAGACGAAAGUGCGCCGAUUGCAUUAACAACGACCGAGGCUAACAACAGUCUCCCUUUAAAACUUAGGCACAAGUCUCAUUUGGGAGACAAAGAUGCGGCGAAUGCUCUACUUUCGUUGCAGCACAUUAAACAAGAGCCCAGUUCUAGGGCAAGCCCCCCUUGGGAUGCCGAGGGCUCCAGCGACGAAAGAGAUUCCGGUAUAUCGCUAGGGGGCGAAUGGUCUGCAUCCCAAGCUGCAGUUACUUUACAAAAUCUACAGAAACAGUCUCAAGCGGUGCUUCAGGAAGCGAACGAUGGAGAUGCUGAUGCCAAAAAUCGUUUGCAUUCGGAAAUAGUGCGUUUAUCGUCAGAAGUAGCACACUUGAAAUCAAUUAUGAUUAGGAACAAAGAAGGAAAGGAAUCGUCGCCUACGAAACGCUAAAGUUGGCGACGUCGUGUGAUCUUGUGAUUAUGGAAAAAGCUGUUAAGUUUUUUGUAUUAUAUUUGACUGACCAAAACGGAUGAGAUGUGUCGCCACGAUAUUUGUUAGUUAUUAGUUAUUUAUUGUGUGGACUGUGAAAAUUAAAAGAACGAAAGAAAGGAUUGUAUUUUUAUCGAUUCAGAAAAAGUCUUUGUAUUAUUUGUGUGUCACUAAUUUAACCGAUGUGCUUGAAUAUUUGCCAACAUAUUGCUUUAAUCAUUUUCGUUUUUUUUUUUACUUCCAUUGAUCCUACAGUAUGGUGCAAUGUAAUUUGGUCGCUUUAUUUUUUAUGUUAUUACGCAGCUGUUCCAGACGAUAAUAUGAUUGCAUUUUCGAUUACUUUUCACUAUUCGUACUAUAUUAUUAACUACCUUUACAUAUUUAUUAUUAAAAAAACCGACGUGUGAUUGUUAACUAUUUAUCAUAUGUAGAAUUAUUUAUACUUAGAAUUUUAUGUAAGACGUUGAGCAGUGAACACCGACAAUCGGCGAAAAUGUUUGCGAUUGCGUUUCUCGGUCUCAAAUUUAAUUUAAACUAUCUAAAAGCGAUACACUACACGAAAAUGUCUUUAUUUUCAUAUUACCGGAAUAUGUAUCCUAUAUACUACUAUAUGUAUGUACGAAAUAAAGGAAGAAUUUUUCUGUAAAAAA